This is a messenger RNA of Pyrgilauda ruficollis (rufous-necked snowfinch), 3213 nucleotides long. RefSeq names its product mitochondrial calcium uniporter (gene MCU). Gene Ontology annotation, cellular component: uniplex complex; mitochondrial inner membrane. The transcript is spliced from 9 exons. Bases 1 to 1323 code for a protein of 440 amino acids. The record is from RefSeq and is a predicted model, not a curated record. Gene Ontology annotation, molecular function: calcium channel activity; uniporter activity. Lineage: Eukaryota; Metazoa; Chordata; Aves; Passeriformes; Passeridae. Gene Ontology annotation, biological process: mitochondrial calcium ion homeostasis; calcium import into the mitochondrion.
AUGCAAAUAAUCAUUGAAAUGCUAAAUGUGGGAAUUUGGAAAGACACCCCGCCCACCCAUGGCCCCGCCCCCUCUCGGACCCUCCCAUCCUUGGCCCCGCCCCGCGGCGCCCCCGCCGAGGAGUUUCCCUGCCCUCGGGCCCGAACGAGGCCCCGCCCACCGGCCAAUCUCCUUUCCGGGCCGCCCACCCGCUCGGCGCCGAUUGGCUGCGCGAGCCCCGGGGCUGGCCGGAGAAGCGCAGUGAUUGGUCAGCGGUGCCGGCUGGCCCCGCCCCUGGCGCUGGGGGCCGCGGGGAGGGGAGGGGGCGCGGGGGGCGCGGAGCCCCCGCCGGGAGCGGCACCGGCACCGACCGAGCGGGCAGCCAGCGCCUCUUCUCCCGUUCUGCCUCGGCUCCCUUCUCUUCCCGCCCCCCUCAAGGUGCAUCAGCGGCUGUCUCCUUGGCAGAGCGUGAGAGUGGUGUAUUGCAGUACCGUAGUGCCCUCUGAUGAAGUGACGGUGGUUUACCAGAACGGCUUGCCUGUGAUUUCUGUGAGUCUUCCAUCGCGGCGCGAGCGCUGCCAGUUCACCCUGAAACCCAUCUCAGACUCUGUCGGGGUGUUCUUGCAACAGCUGCGAGCAGAGGACAGAGGCAUUGAUCGAGUUGCAAUCUACUCAGCAGAUGGCACACGUGUGGCCUCCUCCACAGGCAUAGACCUGCUUCUGCUGGAUGACUUCAAACUGAUCAUUAAUGAUGUCUCCUACCAUGUCAGACCACCAAAGAGAGAGCUCUUAAGCCAUGAAAAUGCCACGACGCUGAAUGAUGUGAAGACGUUGGUUCAGCAGUUGUACACAGCCUUGAGCAUCGAGGAGCACCAGCUGAACAAGGAGAAGGAGCUGAUAGGGAGGCUAGAGCAAUUGAAGGAGCAACUAGCACCUCUAGAAAAAGUAAGAAUGGAGCUCAGCAGGAAAGCAGAGAAGAGGACAACCUUGGUGUUGUGGGGAGGCCUGGCCUAUAUGGCCACUCAGUUUGGGAUUCUGGCCCGCCUCACCUGGUGGGAAUAUUCUUGGGACAUUAUGGAACCAGUCACCUAUUUCAUCACCUAUGGUAGUGCCAUGGCAAUGUAUGCUUAUUUCGUAAUGACCCGCCAGGAAUAUGUUUAUCCAGAUGCCAGAGACAGACAGUACUUAUUAUUUUUCCAUAAAGGAGCCAAAAAGACACGAUUUGAUCUAGAGAAAUACAAUCAACUCAAGGAUGCAAUUGCUCAGGCAGAAUUGGACCUUAAGAGGCUUCGAGACCCACUGCAAGUUCAUCUGCCCAUCCAGCAAAUUUCUGAAAAGGACUGAUCAGCAAAGAAGCUCUGAACCCCAGCAAAAAACCUGUUCAUAGCUCUUGCCUUUUUUAAUUAAAGCGUUGCAGGUGGAAGCUGGGAUGUGGUGUGGGGGGUGGAGGGUUUUUACCUUUAAUCAAGACAAAGGACUGUAAAGGGGGAAAAUCUCUUAAAUCUGAAGAUGGGACAUUGUGGAAUGUUAGUUCUGAAAAGGGCUUGGCAAAUAGUCACAUUUUAAAAACUGUCAGAAUGGCGAUUGUGUACAAAUACAGGAUUGGGAGGUUCAUGAAAAGAAUGUAAUGCUGGGGUGUGGGGGUGUCUUCUUCCAGCUUUGCAGGGUCUGCCUCUUGAUAAGACACCAGCAGCCUGCUUAGCUUUUUUAAUUUUCCUUUACCUGAUUCCAGUCUCUUUUUCUCUCUUGAAAAAAAACAAAAGGAGAAAAAAAAAUGAACAAAGAAUCCAAGCCACCUGGAGCUCUGGCUGGUGAUCAGAACUUGCACUCCACCGCCAUUAACACGCACACUUCUGGUCAGACCUGGUCUCUUUUAUAAAGUUACUACAAGACUGCUUUCUACUGGAAAACCGUGAGCUUCCCCUUCCCAGCCCACCCCCUGUGCUCCACUGACUUCCUCCUUUGCUUAUUUGUAGCACAGAUUGGUUGUAGCCCAGUGAAAGAAGGAAUGAGUUUUCUUCUGGACAUUUGAUAAUCGAUGUUUUGGAUUAUUCCGUAAUAACUCUCAAAACUUUGCGUCCCAGUGCCCUUGAGCUCCUCCUAGAAAUCCAUGGCAGCAUUGCAUGAGCGGUUUUUUAUAUUCAGUCUUAAGGCAGGGAGGUUCCCCUCUUCCUACCCCAAAUCUUGAGAGCCACCUGAACUAUGAAAUUAGGAAGGCCUUAAAGGAUUACAAAGCUGUUGCCAGAAUCAUGACUCCUGCUUUAAAAUGGACAGUUUUGGAACAUGGAAUAAUGAAACUUGAUACUUGAUUGUUUGUGAAAUAGGAUAGAAGGUUUCACAUAUUGUCAAAGGAUUUCCCUUGCCCAGAGGCUUUCUGAGAGCCUGGGGAUCUUACAGUGCAAGACACAGAACUGCUUUGGUUCUGUAGCACUUUCCCCUGAUUAAGUAGCUUUAAGUGAACUCUGUGUCCGCAGGUCAGAAUUUCUUAGGAGUGGCUAAUGACAUCUCUUGUUCUUAGCUAAAAAGAAAUAAAGGAAGGAAGGUCAACCCAUUGCCCUCUCUGUUAGCCAAGGCUGGCUGCUUUCUAAGCAGAUAAAACAUCUCUUCACUCAAAGCAGGUCAGUCUGGUUUAGCACCCUCCUGAUAAAUGCUGUGGAGACAGGAUGAAGGUGGGAGAAGGACACUAAGCUUUAUAUACAGAAAGGCUGGCUGCUUCUUUUUGAUGUUUCACUACUACUCCUCACUGUGUCAUGGAAAGAGGCUUCUGGGGUUUUUUUUGGAGAACCAUGUUUUAAAAAUAUAGGAAAGAAAAUAAUUCAGUAUUAACUAGAUGCCAGGUGCCUUGCAGAUGUGGAAACACAGCUGGGAUUGCUGCCUCUUCUCACUCAGUGGCAUGUUGGACCGAAUGGGUGCAUGUUUCUAGUUUUGUUUUUUUUUUCUUCCCUCCCCCUUCUCCUCUGUCUUUCCAUUUAAUUACAUUGCGUGAUUAUUUUUUAUCUGUUUUAUCAUGUUUGUGUGAUGAGUUUUAAAAGGAAAAAAAGUGAACACAAUCCUGUAGCUGAAUCCUUGGUGUGUGUUUGGGAUGAGGGAGGGAGCAUGGAGAAAAGUCCUUCUUUAAAAAAAAAAAGAACAAAAAAAAAAACCUGAACAUGUGUAAAAUCCUGUAUCAUUUAUGAAAUAUGUAUAAAAGAGCAAUGUACUUCUGGAACAAUAAAUAACUAUUCAAUUUUUGAA